Molecule: messenger RNA, 2330 nt
Organism: Pseudophryne corroboree (corroboree frog)
Lineage: Eukaryota; Metazoa; Chordata; Amphibia; Anura; Myobatrachidae
Gene: ST7
Product: suppression of tumorigenicity 7
Exons: 15
Coding region: 360-1895 (511 amino acids)
Source: RefSeq, a predicted model, not a curated record
CAGUGUGUGCAUAAGCUGUGCUAUUGUUUUACGGAGAGCAGGGCUGUGGACUACUGCAGUAUCUGGUUUCUGCUACCUAUUUCUGCCUCGCUGCAUCAUAGAAAAUACACAUUGGCCUAUGCUUGCCAAUUGGACUGAAAUAGCCGCUCAUGAUUUUUUUUUUUUCUGCUCUCUCCGUCAAGAGGGGUCUUUCAGCCUCAGUGAGAGUGUUCUGCAGCCUUCAGCUUUAGAGAAAGGUAUUUGGCAGCUGGAUAGCUGGGACUGCAUUGUCUGGCUUCAUGAUCCCUGCUGUGUAAAAUCCCCAUAUAUUUCAUCCCUCAUUUUAUUCUAAUUUAUUUAACUCUGAUCAGAGGCCAGCCAUGUUUGGUACAGAAUCCUCAUUGAGCAUGUUUUUGAACACUCUAACACCUAAAUUUUAUGUUGCCUUGACGGGCACAUCCUCCCUCAUCUCAGGGCUUAUUUUGAUAUUUGAAUGGUGGUAUUUUCGGAAGUACGGAACAUCAUUUAUUGAACAAGUCUCUGUAAGUCACCUGCGCCCUCUUUUGGGAGGUAUUGAUAACAGUACACCAAGUAGCACAAACACGAGUAACGGGGAUGCGGAUUCAAGUCGACAAAGCGUUUCAGAAUGUAAAGUCUGGCGAAAUCCAUUAAACUUGUUUCGUGGUGCGGAGUAUAACAGAUACACAUGGGUGACAGGCCGAGAACCGUUAACAUAUUAUGAUAUGAAUCUUUCAGCCCAGGAUCAUCAGACCUUCUUCACGUGUGACACAGAUCAUAUGCGACCAUCAGAUGCAAUAAUGCAGAAGGCAUGGAGAGAAAGAAAUCCACAAGCCAGAAUUUCUGCUGCACAUGAAGCGCUAGAAUUAAAUGAAUGUGCUACUGCAUUUAUUCUUCUGGCUGAAGAAGAGGCUACUACAAUUGUAGAGGCAGAGAAGCUGUUUAAGCAGGCACUGAAAGCUGGGGAAGGCUGCUACAGGCGGAGUCAACAAUUACAACACCAUGGUGCUCAGUAUGAAGCUCAGCACCGGCGGGACACAAAUGUACUGGUGUACAUUAAGAGGAGACUGGCAAUGUGUGCACGAAAGCUGGGAAGGACGAGGGAAGCUGUGAAGAUGAUGAGAGAUUUAAUGAAGGAGUUCCCGCUGCUGAGUAUGUUUAAUAUUCAUGAGAACUUGUUAGAAGCUCUGCUAGAGCUCCAGGCAUAUGCAGAUGUACAAGCAGUCUUAGCAAAAUAUGAUGAUAUAAGUUUACCAAAAUCAGCCACAAUAUGUUACACAGCGGCACUGCUGAAAGCCAGAGCCGUGUCAGACAAAUUUUCCCCAGAAGCCGCAUCGCGGCGAGGGCUCAGCACAGCAGAAAUGAACGCUGUAGAGGCCAUUCACAGAGCAGUGGAGUUUAAUCCACAUGUGCCAAAAUAUCUUCUUGAAAUGAAGAGUUUAAUACUCCCCCCCGAGCACAUACUGAAGAGAGGGGACAGUGAGGCGAUAGCAUAUGCCUUCUUCCACCUUCAGCACUGGAAAAGGGUAGAGGGAGCUUUAAAUCUCUUACAUUGUACGUGGGAAGGGACAUUCAGAAUGAUUCCUUACCCACUGGAAAAAGGGCACCUUUUCUAUCCAUAUCCCAUCUGUACAGAAACGGCAGACAGAGAAUUACUUCCAUCAUUCCAUGAAGUUUCAGUAUAUCCAAAGAAAGAGCUUCCUUUCUUCAUCCUCUUCACAGCCGGUUUGUGCUCCUUCACAGCCAUGCUGGCUCUCCUCACACACCAGUUUCCAGAGCUCAUGGGAGUGUUUGCGAAAGCUUUCCUGAGCACUCUUUUUGCACCUUUAAACUUCGUAAUGGAGAAAGUUGAAAGCAUACUCCCUUCCAGUUUAUGGCACCAACUCACACGGAUUUGAGACUCUUGCAGCAUCUCAAGAUUAACACAACACCUUCGCUGCCAACAGCAUGAAUUCAAAAAGAACAGUUAUCUAAAAAUGAAUAGACUGUCUUUUCUCAUAUACAAGCUGGUUCUGUUGUAAAUGGGAUAAACAUCAUGUUCUGGUCAAUUAUAUUUUACCUUCGGGGACAAGAAAAAAACAAACAAAACAAUUCUUUAAAAUAAAGUUUUGUAUAUGGCAGCAUUGUUUCCUCAUGGUGGCUUUCGUGGUAUGAAGUUACGCCUUCCAUAUUGAAACUCACUAUAGAGUGAAAGUUGGUAUCAGUCAACUGCAUGUGACUUCACAGAAGCUAAGCCACAUUUGCAAAACUCACUCACUGGGGCCGCCCAUGCAUCACAUGACGGCCUUGCUAGCAGCACCGUACCAAAAUAAAUGGUCAUUCAUGAGGACUAA